AUGGAACCUAAAUAUUUGAAGGUCAUGAAAUCUUAUGUCAGAAAAUACCCAUUGCAAGAUGGUGCAUCUUUCAAGACAUGCCAAUAUUGGCUUUUCCCAUGCUGUAUGGAUGAUCAUUUCAUGGUAUAUUGUGUUAACUUGAAGGAUCGUCGUUUCGAGUACCUUGACAGCUCUCCUUCUAAGCAUUUUCUAGAUCGAUUUAGGAGGGUUGGAGAGCUGGUCGUCCAGUAUGCAACAUCUUACAUUCAGCACAUCAUGCCAGGAAAGUAUGACUUUGAUAACGACUUCAAAUGGCGAAGGAUCACAAUUCCAUAUGAUGAUUUCACUAGUACUGGCAUUAUCUGUUUAAACUACUGUGAAGAAUGGGAAGGUGUGGCUACAAAGACGAUGAGGGAACAAUGGUCUUCUCCAACAUAUAUUUACAACCGGAAGAUUAAUGCUAUGCUGAAUUUGCUGAAUGGAUCAAGGAAUUUGAUGAUCGAGCAAUUGAGGAUGAAUGUGUCUUUUAGUGAAGAAUUGUUGUUGUCAUUAGGGAGUUCUAGUACUGGGUUUUCGCUUGACAAAUGA
Molecule: messenger RNA, 567 nt
Organism: Linum trigynum
Lineage: Eukaryota; Viridiplantae; Streptophyta; Magnoliopsida; Malpighiales; Linaceae
Source: the annotation of a GenBank genome assembly